AUGAUCCUCGAGUUCACUGUCAUUGCUAUCGCUACGCGGUGGAGCGCCAUUCAGCGCCUCUGGCUCGCCGUAUACCAACGGACAACAGACUUUCAAAUGACAGUGGGCGGCCUUUUCGCGGCACUGGUUCUGGGAUACUUUCUGGGCUGCAUUCCGUACCUGAUACUGGACCUGGUGCGACCAAGUUCCGCACGCGCUGCUAAAGUCCAAAAACAAUGGUAUCCAGAUGCGCGCGCUCUAUCACGCUGCUUCCUAUCGCUCUUCUUUUUAUUCUUUGGCGUUAUGCUCCCGCUGAUUGCGUUCUCGUAUCCGGUGUUUCGAUGGGUGGGCGUGCGCCGGGAGCCGCCCCUGCCCCGUGCUGAUGAAGUGGUGCUGCAUGUGCUGACGUGUUUCGUGAUCGAGGACUUUGGUAACUACUGGAUCCAUCGCUGGUUGCAUACACCCUGGCUUUAUCGACAUAUCCACUACUGGCACCACCAAUGGAAUACGCCGUUCAGCCUCGCAGCUACCGAUGCGCAUCCACUGGAGGUCAUCCUGUUGGGGAUACCUACCAUUGCGGGACCCGUGCUUUUGUCGUCACAUUUGCUCACGACCCUGAUCUGGAUGAUGCUACGGCAGUACGAGGCCAUUGAUAUUCACAGUGGCUACGAGUUUCGCUGGAACCUUAAUGCAUAUUUACCGUUUUACGGUGGCACGGAGCAUCAUGAUUAUCAUCACUACCUGUACAGUGGCAACUAUGCCAGUAUCUUCACGUAUUGCGAUGAGGUAUACGGAACGAACUUGGCGUAUAAGCAACGAAAACAAGUCAAGUCUCGAUGA
Molecule: messenger RNA, 819 nt
Organism: Cyanidioschyzon merolae strain 10D
Lineage: Eukaryota; Rhodophyta; Bangiophyceae; Cyanidiales; Cyanidiaceae
Product: probable C-4 sterol methyl oxidase
Exons: 1
Coding region: 1-819 (272 amino acids)
Biological process (GO): sterol biosynthetic process
Molecular function (GO): iron ion binding; C-4 methylsterol oxidase activity
Source: RefSeq, a predicted model, not a curated record